CUUCCAGCCUACAGUAGUAUCCAUUAUCCAACACGAACAUGGCAGAACUUCGUUACAAUAUUUCUGCGGCCGUUGUGGCCGAAACUGAGGGGAGUUCAUACGUGUUUAAGGUAGAUGGGUACUCAAGCGCCAAGUGGAAACUGAGGAAUGGCGAGCCCUUGGUCUCUAAGCUCUUCAGCGUUGGAGGCUACGAUUGGGCUGUGGAGUACUACCCAAACGGUGGCCGCUAUGAUGUUCUUGACAGGAAUGGGCAUCCGGUGAGUAAGUACAGCCGUACCAUCAUCGGACAUACCUUCUCAAAGAAAGGGUCAUCUGGGGGGUACCAUGAUUUUAUCGAUAGGGGCGAUUUAGAGAGAGCGCUUUAUGUAAGGGAUGAUAAUUUCAGCAUCAGGUGUGAUGUUAGUGUAGUGGUGAAGGAUAAUGAUCAGCAGAAGUGUAAUCAGUCUGUGGUGGUGGUGGUGCCUCCAAGUGACCUGCUUCGGCAUCUAGAAGGCCUCCUGAAGAACAUGGAUGGAGCAGACGUGAUCUUUCGUGUCAGCGGGGAGGAAUUCUCGGCUCAUAGGGCCGUGCUCGCUGCUCGGUCGACGGUCUUCAAGGCGGAGCUAUUCGGCGCCAUGAAGGAGAAAGAAUGUGGUCUGGUUGAAGUUUGUGAUAUGGAAGCUGAUAUUUUUAAGUCCUUGCUCCAUUACUUAUACACCGACUCGCUGCCUGAUGAUAGGACAUGUGGAGAUGGUACCAUCGGAGAUGUGGUGAUGGCUGGCCAUCUACUUGUUGCUGCUGAUAGGUACAAUAUCGAGAGGCUGAAGCUGAUCUGCGAGGAUAUAUUGUGCAGACAUGUUGACUCCAAGAUGGUGGCCACCAGUUUGGCUCUAGCAGAGCAGCAUAGCUGCUAUGGUCUCAAAGAAGCUUGUUUACAGUUUCUUGCUUCUCCUUCCAAUGUGGAGGCGAUGAUGGCAAGUGAUGGUUACGAGCAUCUGAAAAGCAGUUGCCCAUCUGUCCUCAAGGAGCUGGUUGCUAGAUUUCUGCCAGCUCAACUGAAAGCGGUUCUUAUGUCAAUUUAGUCGCGUGUCUGUAUCCAUAUAGCGAGUAGAAUGUGGAUUGAUUGGGUGCCUCCAAUGAAUUCCCUGGGAUGAAUACAUGGAUGUCUGUAUUUAGUUUCUGCUUGGUGCAGUUUCUGUUAUGUUUUGUGAGGUCUUCAAUUGA
Molecule: messenger RNA, 1203 nt
Organism: Brachypodium distachyon (stiff brome)
Lineage: Eukaryota; Viridiplantae; Streptophyta; Magnoliopsida; Poales; Poaceae
Product: BTB/POZ and MATH domain-containing protein 2-like
Exons: 2
Coding region: 39-1061 (340 amino acids)
Biological process (GO): protein ubiquitination
Molecular function (GO): protein binding
Source: RefSeq, a predicted model, not a curated record